UAGCAGUCUUCUGCUUCCGGUUUGAGAGAAAGGUGAAGGUCAGUUGUGUGUACGGAAGAAGACGACGGAAGUAUUGGUAUUUUAGAAAGCAUCUUCUACAUCCGAUAGCUGGUGACUGAAUCAAGAUGACAGAUUCAAAGUAUUUCACUACCACCAAGAAAGGUGAGAUAUUUGAGCUGAAGGCGGAGCUCCAAAGUGACAAGAAAGACAAGAAGAAGGAGGCAGUAAAGAAGGUCAUUGCCAGUAUGACAGUAGGCAAGGAUGUCAGUGCCCUAUUUCCAGAUGUUGUCAACUGUAUACAGACAGAUAACUUGGAGCUGAAGAAACUGGUGUACUUGUAUCUGAUGAACUAUGCCAAGAGUCAACCUGACAUGGCCAUCAUGGCCGUCAACACAUUUGUGAGGGACUGUGAGGACUCUAAUCCUCUAAUUCGAGCACUGGCCGUGAGGACGAUGGGUUGUAUUCGUGUGGAUAAGAUCAUUGACUAUCUCUGUCAGCCACUGAGGAACUGUCUGAAGGAUGAAGACCCGUAUGUGAGGAAGACAGCUGCAGUGUGUGUGGCCAAGCUCCAUGAUAUCAACGCUCAGUUGGUCGAGGACCAAGGAUUCCUGGAUCUCCUCAAAGACAUGUUGUCCGACUCAAACCCCAUGGUGGUUGCCAAUGCUGUUGCAGCCAUAACAGAGAUACUCGAGUCAUCACCAACUGCGCAGCAGGUGCUUGUGAUGAAUGGCAACACCAUUAACAAGCUUCUGACCGCUCUAAAUGAGUGUACAGAAUGGGGCCAGGUUUUUAUCCUCGAUGCUAUUUCCAACUACACACCUAAAGAUGACAAAGAGGCUCAAAGCAUCUCGGAGAGAGUGACACCUCGUCUGGCCCAUGCCAACGCAGCAGUCGUCCUGUCAGCAGUCAAGGUUGUGAUGAAGUUUAUGGAGAUGUUGGAGCCUAACGGUGAAUAUGUAUCUAUGCUGGUGAAGAAACUUGCCCCACCCCUCGUUACCCUGUUAUCAGCUGAACCAGAAAUCCAGUAUGUCGCCCUCCGUAACAUCAACCUUAUCGUCCAGAAAAGGCCAGAUAUUCUGAAGAACGAGAUGAAGGUUUUCUUUGUCAAAUACAAUGACCCCAUAUAUGUGAAAUUGGAAAAGCUGGACAUCAUGAUUCGUCUGGCCACACAAGCUAACAUAGCCCAGGUCCUGGCCGAACUCAAGGAGUAUGCUACAGAGGUGGACGUUGAUUUUGUGCGUAAAUCUGUGCGUGCCAUAGGACGUUGUGCCAUUAAGGUGGAACAGGCUGCUGAAAGGUGUGUGAGCACGCUCCUUGACCUCAUCCAGACAAAGGUCAACUAUGUUGUACAGGAGGCCAUUGUUGUAAUCAAGGACAUAUUCCGGAAAUAUCCAAACAAAUAUGAGAGUAUUAUUGCCACUCUUUGUGAAAAUCUAGACACGCUGGACGAACCAGAAGCCAGGGCUUCAAUGAUCUGGAUCAUUGGAGAGUAUGCAGAGAGAAUAGACAAUGCCGACGAGCUGCUGGAAAGUUUCUUGGAGGGCUUCCAGGAUGAGAACACACAGGUACAACUGCAGCUGUUGACAGCCAUCGUGAAACUGUUCCUGAAACGCCCCACUGACACCCAGGAACUUGUACAACAGGUCCUAAGUCUAGCAACACAGGACAGUGACAACCCUGACCUGCGUGACCGAGGCUACAUAUACUGGCGACUGCUGUCUACAGAUCCAGCAGCUGCAAAGGAUGUUGUUCUGGCUGAGAAACCACUCAUCUCUGAGGAGACAGACCUGAUCGAGCCAACACUUCUAGACGAGCUUAUCUGUCACAUUUCUAGUCUGGCAUCAGUCUAUCACAAGCCACCUAACUCCUUUGUGGAGGGCUCCAAGUCGUCCUUCAAGAGGGCACUUCCACCUAGGUCACAGUCAGGUAACCUUGGAGACACAGAGGAGUUGAGAGCACCAGACGCUGCCUCCCCUGGCGGAGAAAUGCCAUCGUCCCAGCCCCCACCCCAGGCGACAGUUAUCCCAGGCGUGGACUCCCUCAUUGGGGACCUGCUUGAUAUGGAUCUUGGGGGACCAUCAAUGCAACAACAACAGAUGUACUCCAAUCCAACCUCCCAAACCCCUGUACAGACCUCUGGGGCCAUGGACCUCCUCGGGGAGGGACUCGAUUCUCUGCUUGGCGGGCCUGCAACGGGAGGAGAUGCACUAGGAGGACUUGGGGAUAUAUUUGGUAUGCCACAGACACAGUCGUAUGUCCCGCCAUCUGAGGUUUGGUUACAAGCUGCCAAGGGUAAAGGCUUAGAAAUUAAUGGAACAUUCUCACGGAAACAGGGCGCAGUAUAUAUGGAGUUUACGUUUACAAAUAAAGCCAUGCAGCCAAUGUCUGGGUUUGCAGUUCAGUUCAAUAAAAACAGUUUUGGUUUGACGGCUGCAGCACCUCUACAAGUUCAAAGUCCCCUGCCACCCAAUCAGGGGGCAUCAGCCUCUCUGGAGCUUAACCAUAUGGGACCUGUACAGAAGAUGGACCCUCUGGCCAACCUACAGGUGGCUGUAAAGAACAAUAUAGACGUAUUCUACUUUAGCUGUAGUAUCCCAAUGCAUGUGUUGUUCGUGGAGGACGGUGAGAUGGACAAGAGAGUAUUCCUGGCUACUUGGAAGGAUAUACCUGCCACUAACGAGGUCCAGAGCACCAUAUCUAAUGUACAGCAUAACGCAGAUACAGUCCAACAGAAGUUGAGAAACAGCAACAUUUUCACGAUUGCUAAGCGUAAUGUUGAGGGUCAGGAUAUGUUGUAUCAGUCACUCAAACUCACCAACGGAAUAUGGGUCCUCGCCGAGCUCAAGAUCCAGCCUAGUAAUCAAAACUUCAUGCUGUCACUGAAGGCCAGAGCUACAGAUGUUUACCCUGGCGUACAGCAGGCUUAUGAUACAAUCCUCCACAACUAGGGCUCUCGUCCACAAAGAUUUCCAGUGGAUAUAACUUGCUUCAAUGUGAACUAUGUUUUCUGCACAUGAUGGAAAUUAAGAUGUUACAAUUCAAGAUUUGGAGGGAAAUGUGUACAACAACAGAACAUGUCAUCACUCUGGAAAUAAUAUAACAUAUUUAUAUGACAUAACACAAAACUGUUUAGUCUUCAUGCAAAUACCAUUAACAGUUAAGUGAUGAAAAUUCAGGCUCUUUGUGUUGGGAAUUAUUACAGCCAAACUCUGUGUGUGUUGCGAAUUAUUACAGCAUAACUCUGUGUUAGGAACUAUUUCAGCCAGGCUGUGUGUGUGUGUGUGUUGGGAAUUAUUACAGCCAAACUCUGUGUGUGUUGGGAAUUAUUACAUACCAGGCUGUGUGUAUGUGUUGGGAACUAUUACAGCCAAACUCUGAGUGUUGGAAAUUAUUACAAACUGGUGACCAAUGAAAUGGUAGUAUAUAUUCAUACUACUAACAAAUGCAUCUUUAUUAUACCAAUAAAACAAAGCUGUUAUAUAUAUAUGUGUGUGUGCAGAAGAAAUUUAAUCAAAUGAAUCUGUCAUUCUAUAGUUCAUUAGAUACAUGCAUGUGUAUUCUGAUUUGAAAUGUUGUAAAGGAGACAUGAAGGUUGGCUCUCAGAUUGGUAAUGUUAAACAUCCUUAUUGAUUAUAGUGAACUGAGCAUUAGAAAGAAUUACCAUUACAGAAUCUAAGACAUACAAAUUGAAAUUUAAAUAAAAAAAGAUAAAAAAUCCUGAUUGCAUUAAAUUUGUUCAGGCCAGGGACAUAGUUUCUUCUUUGGAUAAAGGUUAAGCCUGGAGUUUUAUCAAUAAAUAACUUACCCUGUCAGAUGACAGAGCUUGCCUGGAGAUAUAUUGACCCUUUACCAUCGCAUUCCUACGAAGUUUGAUGUACAUGUAUAUGUUUACUACCUUGCAAUUUGCUCACUCUAGUAAUUUUUGAGAGUUAUCUCCCUUUCAUUACCAAAACUGAUUUUUGUCUUGGUAGUGUGUGGUAUAAAGUUAAUAGUCUGUAUAUAAAAGUUUAUUGAUACUUGGAAAUAACCAUAACGUCUUAUAUCCUUAAAAUAUGUUUGGAACCCAUCUUCAACUUUAAACGUUCGCGGAAUCAGUAUGUAUCCAGUUGGGUCAUUGUAAACUACCGGCAGUUUGGACUCGAGAUGGAUGUUAGCCAUCGUCCAGCCUUGAAAAUAAAUCUGGUUUAUGAUAGGUCAAUUCUUCACAUCAAGAUAGCUUAUUAAAAUGAUGAUGUAUUUGUAAUGUCAGUUUAGCUUAUUAAAAUGUUGUAUUGUAGUGUCGGUUUGAUGUUACAUCAAUAUGUAAUCAGGUUGUGUACCAGUGUUCUGUCACAAUGGAUUCCUUUGUUUUGUGAGGUUAUUGUUGUAUCUAUUUAUUUCUGUACUAUCAAGUGACCUCUAGUAAUUAAUAAAUUACAUGCUGUAUUUA
Molecule: messenger RNA, 4429 nt
Organism: Pecten maximus
Lineage: Eukaryota; Metazoa; Mollusca; Bivalvia; Pectinida; Pectinidae
Product: AP-1 complex subunit beta-1-like
Exons: 22
Coding region: 126-2948 (940 amino acids)
Biological process (GO): vesicle-mediated transport; intracellular protein transport
Cellular component (GO): clathrin adaptor complex; membrane coat
Molecular function (GO): clathrin binding
Source: RefSeq, a predicted model, not a curated record